Messenger RNA from Penicillium egyptiacum, 1935 nucleotides. NCBI's taxonomy places the organism in Eukaryota, Fungi, Ascomycota, Eurotiomycetes, Eurotiales, Aspergillaceae. The record is from the annotation of a GenBank genome assembly.
AUGUCGUUCUCUUUCGGGACCCCCGCCACUACUGGCGCCUCUGGUGGAAGUCUUUUCAGCACAGCGGGGAAUACUUUCGGCGCCAACAAGGAUAGCAAUGCGUCUAGUGGUGGCCUCUUCGGUAAUGUUGGAGCUUCGUCCGCGGGCAACAGUGCACAGCCGUCGUUGUUUGGAGCAAACUCUGCAAGUGGCCAAAGCACACCAACUUUCGGUAAUGCAGGCGCUUCCAAUGCGACCACCGGCGGUACCUCGGCCUUCAGCUUCGGCGGCAAGGCUCCAUCCGGAACUGGCACGCAGCCCAACUCACUCUUCGGCGCCGCUGCCAGCAACCAGACUCCCAACAAGUCUACAGAAUCGACCACACCAGCCAGCAACGCACUGUUUGGUGGCGCAGGCACAAAGAGCUUGUUCGGCAACGCGGCCCCAACGGCUACCCCAGCUCCCGCGGGAGCCAAUUUGUUUGGCAAUAACUCCACCACCCCUGCUGGUCCCCCGCCUGCAUCCAACCCACCCAGCAGCUUGUUCGGGGCCGCGAAACCAGCAGACUCGACUACCCCCACCGCAGCGCCGUCGUCUACCACGCCUGCUACCUCACAGGCGCAGCCAUCUAACAAUAUGUUUGGAGGAGGAGCAACCAAGUCGCUGUUUGGAGGUGGCGCAACCGCUGCUGCUCCCAGCGGCGGUCUAUUCGGUGCAAACAAGCCGGCCGAGUCAACCGCUCCUACAACUGCUGCAGAGACCACUCCUAAAUCACUCUUCGGCGCAGCACCGUCUUUGUCGAACAAUACGGCUGCUCCCGGCAGCGACUCCGCUUCGAAGUCUGCAUUCCCGACACUCGGCGCUCCUGCCUCCACACCAAACACAACUCCCUCCCUCGGAGCCCCCGCCACGUCGAGUGCUACCCCCCAAAAGUCUCUUUUCCCUUCCACCGGAAGUGCCACAUCCACAGCUGCUCCCUCCACUACUCCGGCAACAGCCCCUCUUGGAGGAGGCCUGUUUGGGGCCUCGGCUCCCUCCACUACUCCAGCUACUGCGGCCACUGCCGCGCCUGCUACUACUACAGCUGCUGCACCUACGGGCGGCUUGUUCGGCCAAGCUGCUACUACACCUUCGAGUCAGCCAGCGACCACCACCACUUCAGCACCCCUUGGUGGCCUCGGUAAUAAAACGACUACUGCUCCGACUACAACCGCUACCGGCGCUGCUCCAGCUGGGCCCGCCGCCCUUGGCCAGUCUACUACAGGGCCCGCUCCUCCAGCCCAGUCACGUCUGAAGAACAAAACCAUGGAUGAGAUCAUCACCCGAUGGGCUACAGAUCUCGGCAAAUAUCAAAAGGACUUCCGCGAGCAGGCGGAGAAGGUUUCCGAAUGGGACCGUUUGCUGGUGGAUAACGGUACCAAAGUUCAGAAGCUGUACGGCAGCACUGUUGAUGCGGAUCGAGCUACCCAGGAGGUUGAACGCCAAUUGUCAGCGGUUGAAGGUCAACAGGAUGAGCUCAGCUCAUGGCUGGAUCGAUACGAGCGCGAAGUCGACGAGAUGGUUACCAAGCAGGUGGGCCCUGGAGAGUCCCUCCAAGGACCGGACCAGGAGCGUGAGACAACUUACAAACUGGCCGAGAAGCUCUCGGAACGCUUGGACGAAAUGGGCAAGGACCUUACCAGCAUGAUUGAAGAGGUCAACGCUGCUUCAUCCACAUUGACCAAGACCAACAAGGCAGAUGAGCCAAUUUCGCAAAUUGUCCGUAUUCUCAACGCACACCUGUCCCAGCUGCAGGUCAUCGACCAAGGCACCUCGGAUCUGCAGUCCAAGGUUACCGCCGCCCAAAAAGCAGGCCAAUCGAUCUCUGCCCGUCUCGGAUACGGCUAUCCUAGCAAUGGUAUGGGCAACAACAACACCGCUGAUGAUUUCUACCGCUCGUUCAUGCAAGGGCGGUAA